This is a messenger RNA of Asterias rubens (European starfish), 3997 nucleotides long. RefSeq lists its product as uncharacterized. Bases 154 to 3864 code for a protein of 1236 amino acids. The transcript is spliced from 12 exons. The record is from RefSeq and is a predicted model, not a curated record. Lineage: Eukaryota; Metazoa; Echinodermata; Asteroidea; Forcipulatida; Asteriidae.
GAGACACGCUCACAAGCUCCGAUUCUAUCCUGGGAGUUUAAUUAAGUUUUGUUAACUGACGUAAAAACAAUUACCAAGCAAUUUCAAUUAGGCCUACUACUACCCGAAGCAGAGUUUUUGAAUUAUUUUGUACACACGUGGUCCAUUGCAAGGAUGCAGAAGAUGAAGCUCCCGCCCAUGUGUGCUUGGUUUUGCCUGUCAAUAAUCAUCAACAUUGGAAUCUCGUCAGCCAAAGGGUCACCAAAGUGGGAGAGUUGCAUUGAUGUUGUGAGGGGAAGGGAAAGUUUUUACCUCCCCGAGGAGGAGUCGUGUUGUCAAGGACGGAUUCUCCGAAAUACGAUAGGAAUCAGUGAGGAGUGCUGUGGGGGACAACUUUACAAUUCCAACACGGGUAAAUGCUGCGGAGGUGAGGAGUGGUACAAUGAUGCAUCGCAGGACUGCUGCGACGACACAGUGUUUGAUCUGGACGGGCAGACGGAAUGCUGUGGGGGCCAAGUUAUAGAUACCAGUAUCACCGCCCUCAUCCCCCGCACCUGUUGUGGAGAUCACCCCGUUGCGGGGACGGGAGAGUGCUGCGGAGUCAACGCCGUCUACGAUUCGCAAACGGAGCUUUGCUGUGAGGGGCUUGAUGGGGUUGGACAUGUGCACACGAUUGGCAGAACAGAGGUGCUAAGUCGCUGGAUGCAAUGUUGUGGCGUUGAAACUAUCGACACAAGAGUACAGCACUGCUGCAAUGAGGUUCCACGACCGAAGAAUGAUUUCAGUGAGUGCUGUGGACCAGAAACGUUUGACGUAACAACACAAAUAUGCUGCGUCGACAGAUUCGCCGACGGAGUUGACUACAAGAUCAGCCCAUUGGUUGAAGGACGAACUGAAUGUUGCGGACUAGAGCCAAUCAACACGGACAAUGAACAGUGCUGUGAGUCCAAAAUCACCUACAACAUUGGCGAUGGACUGUGCUGUGCGUCACACGCCUACAAUCCCCAGAGGUCCUCCUGCUGUUACAAUGACUACUCAUCAUUUAAUGUAACACUGAACGUUCCUGAGAUUGUGGACUUGCAGGGCUGUUGCAGUGGGCAGUCUUUCUUGAAGACUGACCAAGUAUGCUGUUCAGGGAGCCUCUAUGAUAAACAAUCCGGUCAUGAUUGCUGUGGGACAGAAUUGUACAACACUUUAGGACAACUUUGUUGUGAGGGUAACCGAAUAGACAAAACCUCCCCAUCUUCUCAAUGCUGCGGACAACACUCGUACGAGGCGGACCGACAGACUUGCUGUUUCAGUCAUGUGCUGGACGUGGCGAACGGGUCAUGCUGUAUGACCGGGGAAAACACCUACGAGGCCUACUCCAGCCUACACAAUCAGUGCUGCGUCAAAGAAAGAAGAUACACACCCUCAUAUGGCAAGGUGCACAGUAAAGAUGUCAGGUGCUGUGGUACUGAGGAACUGAAAGAGUCUCACUUGUGCAGGAAUGAUAUUGGACGUCAGAUAGCCAAGGAGGAACCUACACAUGAUAGGCUCUGCUGCAAACCAAGAAAAUGUCACACAUUUGACUCUCAAACACAGGUUUGUAAAGAAGGCAGGGUGACACACCAACGGGAUCUGACACCUGGACUGCGCCGUUGUGGUGGAGAUAUGUACAGUGUAGAGGAUAAGCAAUGCUGCAAAGGAAAUAUCCAGAUUAAGACAAGAAGCUUUGGUGGAUCCCCUCUGCUGUGCUGUGGCACAGGUACCUACAGUCCAGAGUUUCAAGUAUGUUAUAACGAGAAGAGUUAUGACAUCGCAGAGAAGUAUGCUGAGAUUUGUCGCAAUCAACCGUACGACAACAGAAGUCAUGAGUGUGACCCUAUGUACCAACUGAUCCGUCCAAUCGCUGAGCGGCAACAGGGUCUGACUGAAAUCUGUGGUAGCAGCAAGGCAGAUAGCGGCUACUACCCGUACAAUCCAACUAAACAUGAUUGCUGUGGGGAUAUGCUGAUAGGGCCAGGGGAGACAUGUUGCAACGAUGAGCGCUUUCAGACUCCAGGUACCGGGGUUGGUGAGGGACAAUGCUGCGAUGGAGGAGAUGGUUUCAACCCUAACACCCACACAUGCUGCGGUGGCAACAUUCACAGCAUAUCUGAUGAUCACCAGUGCUGUGGCGGCCAGCUGCUUGACCCAGCCAGCACAGCAGAGAUGUGUUGCAAUGACCGUGUUAUGCCAGUGGAGAACGGUAGGACUGAGUGUACGUCAGGCGUGGCACACAGACCCACGGAGACAGUGUGUGACGGCGUGGUUUAUGAAGAAGCCAACGGAGACUGCUGCGGGAAGGUCUUGAUGAAUACAAACCAACAGAUCUGCUGUCAGGACAAGUUCCUUUACGACAAGGCUACUCAUGGGGACACUUGCUGUGGAAAAGUCGCCUAUGAUUCCUCUAACCCAUCAGAAAAAUGCUGUUCAGACACCUCUCUCUACCAUCAUGCCAACGGCUUUAUCUGUUGCGGAAACAGUCUCAUGGAUACUUUCAAAGACGUGUGUCGAGAAGUCGGCUAUGCUUCCUACAUCUUCCCGAGACAGAGCGAUUUGGUGGACUGUACUGAAGGAAGCUACGACCCAAUACGCCAGACCUGCUGUGAAGGAAUCCUGUACAACUUUCUCGGAGAAUGCUGCGGGAGUCAAGUCUUCAGGGAGGGUGAGGGCUUGAUCUGCUGCGGGAACAAGAUGCAAUAUCGCAUGUACGGAGAGAAGACGAUAUGCUGUGGAGAGGAAGUUAGGAGUAGCGAAAAACAUACAUGCUGUGGAGACAAAGGCCUGGCCAAGACACGUCGAUGGGAGACUUGUUGCGACGGGGUUGUGAUGAGAAGGCGUGAUUGUCGUCAAAAGAAAAGAAAGAGGAUCCCCUCUAGGCUUGGCCCAUCAAAUUGUGGCGGUCAACUCUAUAAUGCGUCUGUGCAAGGUUGUUGUAAUGAAGUACUGUUUGACUCUGAGCUAUUUGCAUGUAUAGACAGCAGUUUGCAACCUCUGUGCGCUGGUACCCCGUACGAUGACUCCACCAUGAUGUGCUGUGCUGGCGAGGUACACAGUUUGGAAACCACUGGUUGCUGCAAUGGAACACCGUACGACCUGUCAUCGCCGAACGUAUGCUGUAACAACGUCCUGCACCAUGUAAGAAAUGGAGCAUGCUGCGGACCCAACAGUACGCCCUACAACCUCAAUAGGAAUCUCUGCUGCAAAGACAAACUUCGGAAGAAGAAGAACAGACGCAGCGAGUGCUGUGGUGAAUUCGCAUUCAACCCCAACACAGACACAUGCUGUGAUGGUAAAGUCACUCGCGAUGUCCCUCACGGAGCGUGCUGCGGAAACAAGGCUUUUGAUCCUGCCGUGAAGAUGUGCUGUCCAGAGCAGGGGAAGCUGUUUAAGCGUCGCCCUAACACCGAGAACCUCCUGAGUGACAGCCUUUGCUGUGCAGCCGAUAUGGAGUACAACACAACCGCAGGAACUUGCGUACCCAAAGAUUGUACAGUGUGCAAGGCCCCAUCAUCAAACAAAGCCUGGCGAGAACACACCACAAAGACUACGCUGAUCCGAGGCACCAUAUCUCAAAUCACACAAACUGACAACCACCAUCUUACAAUACAUCUCACACGAGUCAGUCAUCUCAACCUCGACAAACAAUCAUCCGACCUGGAGUUUAGAGUGACUGUGCCGUCUCAAUGCGGAUGCGAGGAACUCGUACUCAAUAAAGCUUACAUCAUCAUGAGCGAUGGAGUCGUUGAAUGGAACGAAGACUUUGAUCAUCUCACGCUUCGACCGACCGACUUCUUGGCCAGAGCCAAAGAUCAACUCGGAAGAAAAAUUAAACACUAUGUAUGUAAGCAUAAAGAUUAGGUGUCUUCCACAUUCUACUGUUAGUAUUUUAAAACAUAAGGAAAUAAUAUAUAUUUUAAACAAGAUUUAAGAUGAGACUAUUUAAUUCUGGUGUAUUUAUUCAUUAUAAAGACAUUUUGUAUGUAUAUUUUGA